GCAUCUUUGUUUACUCGCAGCGCAGCUGCUGAAGGGUCCCAGACCGCUGAGACGUCCUGUGUUUGUCAGUCACCCGCGGCUUGUCUCACAGAAACGGAUCGUUUCUUUGUCUGGUUUGCGUUUAAUUAACUGUAAUAUGUCGGAAAACGGCUCCGGGCCCAGAGAGGACUGUACAGACGCCAGAAGAGACGAUGGACAGCAGUCAGCGGGGUCUUUGUCUGCCUCUGGUCCCAUGGACGUGGAUGCCAAAGCCCACUCCCACAGCUUCAGAUACAGCCUGGCUUUCCCCAGCAUCGGCCAGUGCAUCAUCAUCAACAACAAGAACUUUGACAGAAGAACUGGCAUGAAUCAGCGAAACGGUACUGACGUAGAUGCAGCCAACGCAAUGAAAGUCUUUACCAAGUUGGGUUAUAAAGUGAAGGUUUACAACGACCAGACAGUGGAGCAAAUGAAACAGGUUUUAAUGACUGUGUCAAAGGAAGAUCACAGCUGCUCAGCGUCAUUCGUCUGUGUUCUGUUGAGUCAUGGAGAUGAGGGCGUGUUCUUCGGUACAGAUGGAUCCGUCGAGCUCAAGUACCUUACGUCACUUUUUCGAGGUGAUCGCUGCAGAUCACUAGUGGGAAAGCCCAAACUCUUCUUCAUCCAGGCUUGCAGAGGCACCGAUCUGGAUGCAGGCAUUGAAACAGACAGUGGAGAAGAUACAACCAAGAUCCCUGUGGAGGCAGACUUCCUCUACGCUUUCUCCACAGCACCAGGCUACUACUCGUGGAGGAACACCAUGACUGGGUCUUGGUUCAUGCAGUCACUCUGCGACAUGAUCAGCAAAUAUGGAAAAGAAUUAGAGCUCCAGCACAUCAUGACACGAGUUAACCACAAGGUGGCGGUAGAGUUUGAGUCUGUGUCCAAUUCACCAGGCUUUGAUGCAAAGAAACAAAUCCCCUGCAUCGUGUCAAUGCUGACCAAAGAGAUGUAUUUUACUCCUUGAUGCCACUUCCAUGUCAGAGGAAAGGCCUGUGGGUGUGUAUGGGAAGGUGAGAAUUCUUUUAGUUUACCCUUUGUAAGUAAAGUUCUCCUGAAGCUUGGGUAUUUCUGGGAGAGUAGAUGUGAUGCAAAGUUGCAGUCACAUUUCACAAGCUUGGCAUUACAAGGUUGUUUCAGUGUGAAGUGUAGCUCUGAUAUAUAUGGCAUUCUUUUUUUUUUUUUACCCCGGCAGCAUGCCUUUUUUUUUUUUUUUUUUUUUUUUACAACUAUGUGAACAUAAACUAAAACCUACAGUAAUAAUAACUACAACACCGGUAAUAGUGGGAAUCCAGACUCACAGUGUGUUACCAGUUGCCUCUUUGCUGUUUACACUCUACACAUUUCAGGGAAACAUGUUUGGAGGCAGUUUAAUAGGAAGUUUGACCUUCUGUAUUUGUGUAAUCAUGAAACCACAGAUGGGCCCGCUGCCCUCCAGCAACAACAUUUUUAUGAAUCCGCAAUUUUAUCGUAACUCAAGUGUCUGAGCAACAUGAUGGUGUGUUAUGAAAGGAUCAUGUCUGUAAUUUUUUUUCUCGUUUUCCGUUCUUAUCGCUCCACUACUGUGUCAGUGUAGUGGCAUCUGACUUGAAGGUUGUACAACCAAAACAUAACCGUCAUUUACUGAACUGGUACCUGAUGAGUUGUGUGAAGUUGACAUGAAAGCAGCAAUUGAACUCGGGAGGUAAAUUGAUGUGUGGAAAAUUCAGAAGCUUCCUGGGAGCUGCCUUGUGAUUUGUGAGUUAUGAAGCUCAGAAGUAUGUUUUGUUUUUUUUCCUGAACAUGGAUUUCUUUGAAUGAACUGUUGCCUGUGAAUAUCUUCAGAUUAGUGGGAACACAGGCUUUAUAGCGUGCAUGAGUAAUAAUGCUGUCACAGUUUGAUCAGUUGUACUUGAACUCAGCGUUACAUUUUAUGUUUAGCAGUUGUUUAUUGGUCAGAUUAACUUCAUAUGGGGCUUCAUGGCAAAAAGUUAGUUUGAUUAAUAACAGAAAUCAACCUCUAAAGCUGAAAUGAAAAAAGUCGAUAUAUUGAUUAUACAAUUGAUGGAAAAUUAAUUGGCAACAGUUUUAAUGUGAUUUAUUUUGGUUGUUUAAGAAAAAAAUGAAAAAAAUAUCACUUGUACCAGCAUUUUGAACAUGAAUUUUUGCUUUAUAAUCUCAAGAUUUAGUACUGUUGACCAAACAAAACUAGAAAUUUGAAUAUUUUCAGGGAAUAUUGAAGUGCCUUUUUCACUGAACAAUUGGCCAUUAAAAAAAAAAAAGCCAUACUGUAGUGCAUUGGCGAUUUAAAAAAAAAAAAAGAAGUUUUUGUUUGCAGCCUUGCAAUACUCUGACGUCUGAUAUUUUCUUUGUGUUUAUCAUUUAACACAGAAGAAAUCACAACAGAUAUAAACUAAAGCAAUUCAGGUUUCGAAAUGAGAUUUUCACACAGUCUCUCUACGGAACCAGAGCCACUCGAUAGGAAUGAAGGACCCAUCAUAGCUGAUUUUGUACUUCACUGAUGCAAAUUUCUAACCUUCAUAAUUAAUCAAAUGUGUACGUCUGUAUUCUAGUGAAUUAUUGUAGAAUCAUGAGUCAAAGCUGUACAUGUGAUCAUCUGCAUGAACUGAUUUACAAGAGAAAAAAAAGCACAGUUUACUUAAGUGUGCGCUGAUCCUGGUGGUGCUCCUUUGUGUAUCUGAUUGCUGUCAACAUUUACAGCAAACACACUGAAUCUGUCACUGUGUGCUGUUAGAAUAUUUUGUUCACUGUUGAUGUGUGACAAUCCAGUUUUUAAGUCGCAUUAUGCAACAUUUUGCUCUGAACGUCGCUUCUCUGCUUUUUUUGUAACGUCACUGUUUUGUAAGCAGCUAUGUACUGUGAGGUUGGUGUCAUGUUUUUCCUUAAAAUAAAUACCACUUUUCAUCCUG
Molecule: messenger RNA, 2927 nt
Organism: Amphiprion ocellaris (clown anemonefish)
Lineage: Eukaryota; Metazoa; Chordata; Actinopteri; Pomacentridae
Gene: casp3a
Product: caspase 3, apoptosis-related cysteine peptidase a
Exons: 6
Coding region: 137-985 (282 amino acids)
Biological process (GO): keratinocyte differentiation; neuron differentiation; erythrocyte differentiation
Cellular component (GO): cytoplasm
Source: RefSeq, a predicted model, not a curated record